UCUUCUCCUCAGGGCCUGUCAGUGAAAUGGUGGAAUCACCGACAUUUCCAACAUCACACAAAACCAAACAUUUACCCAAAAGACCCAGAUAUUGAUGUGGGUCCACUUUUCCUGGUUGGAGAUUUGCAACCUAUCAAGUAUGGCAAGAAGAAAAUCAAAUACAUUGACUAUGAAAAGCAGCACCUUUACUUCUACAUGGUUGGGCUUCCCCUCCUCAUGCCAGUAUAUUUCAACCUGCAAUCCAUGCAAGUGAUGUACCUCGGAAGAUAUUGGAGGGACAUUGUCUGGGUCAGCAGUUUUUACAUCCGCUAUUUCAUCACAUUUGGCCCUUUCUAUGGAAUCUUCGGAACAGUAUUGCUCAUAUAUUUGGUCAAGUUUCUUGAAAGUCCUUGGAUUGCAUGUGUUACGCAGAUGAGCCACAUACCAAUGAAAAUGAGCAGAGAGGAGAACAGAGACUGGCUCAGUACUCAGGUCUUGGCCACCUGUAAUGUUGAACAGUCUUUUUUCAAUGACUGGUUCACUGGGCACCUGAACUUCCAAAUUGAGCACCAUCUGUUUCCCACUAUGCCCUGCCAUAAUUAUCAGAAGGUGGCACCUCUGGUGAGGUCCCUGUGUGCCAAGCAUGGAUUGCAGUAUGUGAAUAAGCCCAUAUUGAAGGCAUUUGGAGAUAUUGUCAGGUCCUUGAAGAAAUCCGCAGCCCUCUGGAUGGAUGCAUACUAUGAAACAUGAUGCAGAUGUCAGCCUUGAUGUGCAUGUAAUUGCAUCUCUCAAGGAGGCUGGUGAAUGUGUAAGAACUUCCUGCUUACCUGUCAGUGCCAUUGGCAUACCGGAGUGUGCCAGGAGUGUGAACUCUAAGGAUACAUGAUAACUUUCUUUGAAGGUUUCCUCUGCAAAUAAGAAGCAGAGGGAACACAAGAUGGCUUUGACCAGAGUGACAAAUGGGAAGUGGAGUCCAAUGUUAUUAUUUUUUCCAAAAGAUCUUUAACGUAGUCUUACCAACAGGCCUUAUUCAAAUCAUCUCGAUCCUGGGCAUAAGUACAAGAGCCAUGUAAAAGUCUCACUGACAAUGUCAAGGGUCAAUGAGAAGAGGGUCAAGGAGAGACUUUAGAUAGAGCACUUUUUGAAAAACGGGGCAAUUGCUCUGUUGAAGAAUCGUACAUUUAAGAAGUUCCUGGUAAAGCACAAAUAUUUCCUUUUUCCUGUUUUAAACACUUGAACUUCUUUUUCUUUAAAUACUCAUUCAUUCGUUUGUUUUAAAAAAAUACAUCUCAGACAUGAGGCAUGGUUCUAGGUACUUGGAUCUCAACUGUGAUGAAAUCAAACAAUGCCCUCUUCUUGUGGUUCAAAACCAGCAGACUAAAUAAAGGAGAUGCAAAAUAUCAAAGAGAGAGAGAGAGGAAGAGUGUGUGUGUGUGUGAGAGAGAGAGAGAGAGAGAGAGAGAGAGAGAGAGAGAGAGGGAGAGAGAGAGAGAGAGAGAGAAAGAGAGAGAGAGAGAGAGAGAGAGGAAGUUCAGCUCCCUAUUGAGAAGUUAUGAGAAAAUCAAAAUAGAGAAAUAGGCCAGUAGAGUGGGAACUAUAAUACAGUAUAUAGAGUGGCCACAGAAGACUUCUGAGGAGGAAAUUGGUGUGAGAGUUGGAGUUCUCCAAAACCUCCGUGUAGCACAUUCUACACAGAAGGCACAGAGUGUGAAUGACUUGAGUCAAGAAUGAGCUUGAUUUUGCAAAGUCCUGAAAGAAAGCUUUGGGCAGAUUCUGAUUCCCCUCAUUUUGUAGAUGAAAAAGUUGAGACUCAUGAAGUUUAAACAACUUGUCCAAACUCACUUUACACAUAUUUGCCACUGCUGGGAAUUCUUUUACAUCUACUUUUACUUCUUGGAUAGGCAAAUUGUUUCUAUUUCAUCAAAGCAGUAUAAAAAGACAUUCAUUGGUUU
Messenger RNA from Myotis lucifugus (little brown bat), 1931 nucleotides. Its product is annotated as fatty acid desaturase 2-like protein FADS2P1. The record is from RefSeq and is a predicted model, not a curated record. Gene Ontology annotation, biological process: lipid metabolic process. Gene Ontology annotation, molecular function: oxidoreductase activity, acting on paired donors, with oxidation of a pair of donors resulting in the reduction of molecular oxygen to two molecules of water. Gene Ontology annotation, cellular component: membrane. NCBI's taxonomy places the organism in Eukaryota, Metazoa, Chordata, Mammalia, Chiroptera, Vespertilionidae.